AUUAAAAUUAAUUUUAAAACUACUUUAUUAUUAUUACUCAUACGUAAUAAAUAUUCUAAAAACAACACCUCAAUUUUUUCAGGUAAAUAUUUCGUUUUAAUUCUAAUUUUUUCUGUUGUUUCCUGUCAAGAAUGUCCUAGUAGAGAAAUUACUCCCUGUACUUGCGAUCGGGAGGGAAUUAACUGUAGAAAAAUAAAAAAUUAUUCAGAACUUGAUUCGGCUUUCGAAAAAAUUUCUCCAUUCGAAGUUCGCAAUGUCUGGAUUCAAGGAACCUCUAUAAGAAAAUUGGCAAGCGAUGUAUUUCGGAAAGUAGAAGCUCAAAACUUCUAUCUCGACAUGAAUUUCAUUCGCGAAAUUGAAUCCGGUGCCUUCAAUUACUCAAUGGAAAUAGUCGAUACUAUUAGUCUCUACUCGAACCAGAUCGAAAGCUUCCCUUUCGAAGAUAUCGGAAAGUUUUCAAGGUUAAGAAUUCUAAAUUUAGGCCAGAACCGAUUGCGUUAUCUUCCAAAAGGAUGUUUCUCCAAUAACAAAUCCUUGAAGAAAAUAAUUCUAAUCGAAAAUAAUAUAAUUAAUAUUGGCCAAGAAGCAUUUUUAAACAUGCCUUCGUUGCAGCUGUUAGAUCUUAGUGGCAAUGAAAUAAAAUCAUUAAACGAUCGCUCGAUGGCAUCCGAAGAAAACCAUCCGAGAUUAGAAAUUGAUCUUUCGUUUAACGAAAUUUCUUCCAUAUCGCCUACAGCUUUUCAAGGUUUGAAACCUCACAUCGUCAAUUUGGAUCACAAUGAACUUUCAACCUUAGAAGAAAAAGUGUUCUUACCNACAACGAAAGCUAUGACGUGUCGAAUCGUGUCUUUUCGUAAAUAUAAAAUUUAA
Messenger RNA from Centruroides sculpturatus (bark scorpion), 870 nucleotides. Its product is annotated as protein artichoke-like. Gene Ontology annotation, cellular component: extracellular matrix. The transcript has 2 exons. Gene Ontology annotation, molecular function: protein binding. The record is from RefSeq and is a predicted model, not a curated record. NCBI's taxonomy places the organism in Eukaryota, Metazoa, Arthropoda, Arachnida, Scorpiones, Buthidae. The annotation marks the transcript as partial.